Larimichthys crocea (large yellow croaker) is the source of this 4611-nucleotide messenger RNA. RefSeq names its product ERC protein 2-like. Gene Ontology annotation, molecular function: structural constituent of presynaptic active zone. The transcript is spliced from 20 exons. Gene Ontology annotation, cellular component: cytoskeleton of presynaptic active zone. Gene Ontology annotation, biological process: regulation of synaptic plasticity; maintenance of presynaptic active zone structure; neuromuscular synaptic transmission. The record is from RefSeq and is a predicted model, not a curated record. Lineage: Eukaryota; Metazoa; Chordata; Actinopteri; Sciaenidae. The coding region runs from base 459 to 3962 and encodes 1167 amino acids.
UGCCCCAUCACGCCGCGUAGGUCGCGCACGCGCCAGCUUGGGGAGAGCGCGCCCACGAGGACCCGAUGGCAGGACAGGUCAUGAGAGAGAGCUGAGCCGAUGAGCUCAUGGAGCCUGCGCCGAGGUCGGACAAGGGUUCGGUCGGGACGGGACACGGUGAUGGAGAGGAGCAUGUCCGAAUCCACGAUGUGCUGCACUGUAGCUGAAACCACAACACCUCUGGCCUGUGUGUCUGGGAGCUCUCUAGCAAACAGUCAGUGCCACGUUCUUCUAAUAGGACUAAAUAAGACUCUGCCUCAAGCCCUAAACAAUCAGGGAUGGGCAGGUGAAAACUGAGAGGCAGAGAGGUGGCCUUUAUCCCUAACCUUGCUAUUUAUUCUGGUUCCAUAAAGGGACAUGCAAAUAUUCCCAACCUUAACAGUUUCCUUUGUGAUGUGGUCUUUUGCCAUAUAAAAAAAAUGCCUUUAAACAUUAGAGCCAAGCCCUCACAGAGCAAGCUGUCUGCUGGCGCAAAGAGUAGUGGGCACACUGAUGGCAGCACAUCUCAUUCUCGCUUUUCUAGAUCCCCCAAGGGGAAAGGCAAACAGGGAGCAACCUCGACCCCAGGCUGCCGCUCAGGGCUAGAACCAGGCUCAGUGUCAGGGGGUGUGCCUGCACCAGCAUCUAAAUUGGCUGGAGGUCAGGGGUUGGUGUCGAGGCCAGGUUCGAAGCUCAAACCUGGCACUGCAGCUGAUAGAGGAGUAACUCAUGGUUCAGCCACAGCACCAGGAGGUAAAACCCUGUCUAUGGAGAACAUCCAGUCUUUGAGUGCUGCCUAUGCCACUUCAGGCACCAUGUACCCCAAUGAGCGGGAGUCUUUAGAACCCUCCGGUGGGUACCCCAAAGGCACCAUGACACUGGGCCGGAGCACCAGCCGCUCCUCCUACACUAGCCGAAGAACAGCCAUGGGCAGCAGCCCAAACAUCACCUCUUAUGGGCCAGACCUCUAUGGAGACCAAACCCCGCAUCCUGCAGGGACUUCCAGUCUGCGGCGCCAGUCUGGGAGACAUCCACAGGCAGUGGAUUCAGGUGGACGGGAAGAUAUUUGCACUUUUGAUCUCCAGGCUCAGCUGAAGGAUCUGCAGAGGGAGAAUGACAACCUGAGGAGAGAACUGGAUGGUGGGAGGGAUGGAAGGAUGGGCCACAGCGUGAACAAUGUCAACUUCUGGUGCCCAGAUGUGAAAAAAGACAAGGGGGUUAGGCGGGAGGAGGGAGGGAGGACCUCUGUUCUGAAAGACCAGUACAGGACUAACCCAGAAGAUUUGCAGCAGCUUCCUUUGACAGUUCAAGAGCUUCAGGAGGAGCUGAGGGCUCACAGGGAAAUGAACAGUCGCUUGCAGCAACCACGACAGCAGGGGAACUCUGGCUCCUAUCGAGAACUCCAUACAGACCAGGACCAAAGAGGGGCGCUCAGCCCUGGCCACAGCCCCAGCAACCUGCACAGUCCUGGCCGGAAGAACAGCCCGAGAGCCAGCCCAUCCAACACCUAUAAUCCGAGGCAACAGGAAGCUGAUGUCAUCAUUCACAGCCAUGGUUAUGGCUGUAACACUGCAGUAACUGCGCAGAGAAUCAGCCCAGCCAACACCCUUCAGCCUGCCCCGAGGAACAGCCCAAACCAGCCCCUCUACAGCCCCAGCCAAGGUCCGGUGGUAGCACCCACCUCCAGUUCACUUCAGCCCUGCAGCCCGUGCCAGGUGCCUGGGUGUGACGGCUUCUCCUCAUCUCCUCCUCUGGAUCCAUCAGAGGAGAAUUUCUUCCGCCUGCAGUCAGAGCACGAACGGCAGGCCAAGGAGUUGUUCCUGCUAAGGAAGACCAUGGAAGAGAUGGAGAUGAGAAUCGACUCUCAGAAGCAGACACUGGGCGCCCGGGAUGAGAGCAUCCAGAGGCUGCUUGAGAUGCUCCAAGGCCAAGGUCAAAGUCAAAAUCAAAGUCAAAGUCAAGGUCAGGGACACUGGAGUCGAGGACAGCGGACAGGCAUCAUAACCAUGGCGACACAAGAGGCUGAAGCGCAGCUGGAGAACAUGCAUGUGAGAGAGGAGCUUCACCGCCGGAACCAGCUCCAGGCUGAUCCGACCAAGACCAGGGCUCUGCAGACUGUCAUUGAUAUGAAGGACACCAAGAUCUCUUCCCUGGAGAGGAACAUCAGAGACUUAGAGGACGAGGUCCAGAUGUUAAAGACCACCGGCCUGCUGCACCCUGACGACAGACAAAAUGAGCUCAAGCAGGUGGAGGUCUACAAGAGCCAUUCUAAAUUCAUGAAGACAAAGAUAGAGCAGCUGAAGCAGGAGAUGAACAGGAAGGAGUCAGACAUGCAGGCCCUGCAGACCAAACUAGAGACACUGACCAAUCAGAACUCCGACUGCAAGCAACACAUCGAGGUGCUAAAGGAGUCGCUCAACGCCAAGGAGCAACGCGCCAAUACGUUGCAGACAGAGGUAGAUGCUUUGCGGGUACGCCUUGAAGAGAAGGAGCAAUUCCUGACCAAGAAAACCAAACAGAUGCAGGACCUGUCGGAUGAAAAGAGCACACUGGCAGGGGAGAUUAGAGACAUGAAGGACAUGCUGGAUGUCAAGGAGAGGAAAGUUAAUAUCCUGCAGAAAAAGAUUGAGAACCUGUUGGAGCAGUUAAAGGAUAAGGACAAACAGCUGGUUGGGUUGAGGGAACGAGUCCAGGGCCUUCAAACUGACUCCAGCAACACAGACACAGCCCUGGCCACACUGGAGGAAGCUUUAUCAGAAAAGGAGCGGGUGAUUGAGAGUCUACGUGACCAGAAGGAGCGGGAGGAUAGGGUUCGGCUGGAAGAGCUGGAACAGAUGAGGAAGGAGAACCAAGAGUUAAAGGACAAACUUUUAGUCCUGCAGCCCCAGAAACUGUGCCAGAGUCAGCCUGCUAACCACGGCCUGAACCAGAACCAGAGGCCUGAUGGAGAGCUAUCAGCCAAAGUAGAUGGACUACCGGCAGUAAGCCCCACGACCCAAAACGCAGAAGAAGCGGCCCGCAAGUGUCCUGACAUCACAGAUCGCCUGAGACUUCUGGAGCAGGAAGUGGCCCGCAACAGAGAGGAAUCGGGGAAGUCACAAGCAGAAGUGGAGAGGCUAAUGGCAGCUCUAAGGGAGGCUGAGAUGGACCGAUCAUUCAAGGAGAAGAAAAUUGCCGAUCUUGAAAGUAUCUGCAGACCUGGGCAAAUCAAGUCUCCUAACAUCCAGAUGGUGCCUGGUGAGAUGAGGAAAGAUGCCCUGACUGAUGGACAUGCGCACUCUUUAUCGCAGAAACCUCCUCUUUUAGCUUCCCAGGAUGCCAUGCGGGAGACGGCGGAGCGGAUCGGGGAGCUGGAGAUGGCACUGAGGGAGAGCAUGAACACCUCAGCACAUAGGGAGGCUCUCUGGGCGCAAGAGGAGAGUGCCCGGGUUCAGGCCCAGAGACAGUUGGAGGAGCUGAUGGGGGCUUUGGAGAAGACACGGCAAGAGCUAGACGCCACCAAGCUUCAUCUGUCCUCCACCCAGCAGUCCCUGCAUGAGAGAGACGGACACCUUAAUAGUCUUCGCCAGGAGAGACGCAAACAGCUGGAGGAGAUUCUGGAGAUGAAGCAGCAAGCUUUGCUGGCAGCCAUCAGUGAGAAGGACGCUAACAUCGCCCUGCUGGAGUUAUCCUCCUCCCAUCGGAAGAAAGCCCAGGAGGAAGUGAUGGCUUUAAAGAGGGAGAAAGACAGGCUCAUGCACCAGCUCAAACAGCAGACUCAGAGCAGAAUGAAGAUGAUAGCCGAUAACUACGAGGAAGAUCACAUCCACCCACAGCAUCAUCCUCACCAUUCUCACCACUUGCAUUCAGCAAACGUGCAUCACCGAAGCCUGCCAAGAGGACCCCCACAUCCCAACCACAGACCCCCUAUGGACCAGGAUGAUGAAGAGGGAAUAUGGGCAUGAUGAACAUCACCGUGGUAACCCUCCAUCCAUUAAUCCACACUGCUUGUAGAGCCAGGUACCAAGAGGUUCAAGAGCUUCAACCGCAAGCCAGUUACCAAGAGGUUUAAGAGCUUCGACUUCAAGCAUGCACACUCACCUGGCCCAUAACCUGCCCACCAUCAUCACCAUGAGAUUUACAUAUAAACAGUGAAACACAUAUACUCCAGGACCCACCAUUUCACUAUAGUGUGGACAAACUCAGCGCUCAGCUGGUCAGAAAGUUUCCAACUAGCUGAUGAAUGUCACCUUCACUGACAAAUAGAAUGGCCUACUGAGGACCUAAACUCACUGUAGGUGAAUGUCCAACACCAGAGCAUCAGUCAUCAGUGCGGUGCUUCGAGGUAUUGGCAAGCGGUCCACUGCCUUCAUUUCCCUAGCUGUUUCCAAUAGACUGGGAGCUGGGUUCAUUUUACAGUACUGCGGUGCUACAGAGUUUCUGGCUUCACAUCAACCGACAAUCACUCCACCACUGUCGACUACCAGUGUGGCUAAGCUGAGCCAGUGGAACUAGCUGUAAACGCAUGCCAAUCCCAGAUGUUUUUAUGAUGGCAUGAAUGUGUUUACUUCUCCAGCUAAAUAGUGAACUUUUGUAAAUAUCACAACAUGGACC